Silurus meridionalis is the source of this 1395-nucleotide messenger RNA. RefSeq lists its product as uncharacterized. The record is from RefSeq and is a predicted model, not a curated record. Gene Ontology annotation, molecular function: 2,4-dienoyl-CoA reductase (NADPH) activity. NCBI's taxonomy places the organism in Eukaryota, Metazoa, Chordata, Actinopteri, Siluriformes, Siluridae. Gene Ontology annotation, biological process: fatty acid beta-oxidation. Bases 83 to 820 code for a protein of 245 amino acids. The transcript has 6 exons. Gene Ontology annotation, cellular component: mitochondrion.
CCGCACCGUUAGCGUUUGUACAUCCCGGUAACGGCAGUGUGUCCGACUACACAACAGGUGUGCGUGCGCGUGUGUGUUGGUGAUGUCGAACGGGGAGCGCGUGGUUCUAGCGCUCGGUGGAGCGGGUACUGUGGGCUCCGGGCUGGUGAAGGGGCUUUUGGACAGAGGGUUUAAGGUUGCUGUGGUCUCCAGAGACAAGAAUAAGCUAGAGAAGCUCAGAGACUUUGUUUCGCCCUCCACUAAAGGCAACCUGACGACUCUGGUAGGAGAUGUUGGUUCGGAGGAGGAAGCUGAAGAGGUCAAGCAAGCCCUCUUGAAGUCUGUGGGGAAGAUUACAGAUGUGGUGUCAUCUCUGGGCUUCAGCUGGUGGCAAGGAGGGCCACCGCACACCCAACCUCUCAAAGAACUCCACUGGGUUAUUGAGACACUUCUGUUCAGCACAUUUGUAUCAUGGAAAACAUUCUUUCCCCUGGUGAGAGAUGAUCCCAAUUGCACCUACACAUUUAUUACAGGGGGUGCUGGGGAAAAACUGCUAAUGCCAGGCACAGGCUUUUUGACAGUGGGCUCAGCCGGCACUCUAGCAUUCUGUCAGAUUCUGCGAGAAGAGUACGCAGAGGUUCCCUGCAAACUUAAUCAGGUGAAGAUCAACACAGGUGUUGGUACCCCUGAGCGCAUGGGGCCUGGGUACCUGAAUCAUGUGGAGUUAGGUGAGGCAGUGGCUACGCUGGUGGAAAGGAGGAAUAAAUCACACACAGUCUUCAACAUAAAUUGCCCUGCCGACCUUAAAACCGUCAUCUGUAAUGAUAAGGGAGCUCUGUAGGGUCUAUUCACUCUCGACUCCACUCACUAUUUACUUUGCAUGCAAAUGAAUACACAAUGCUUAAGUAACGUCCAGCUUCUUCAUUAUACUUAGUUUAGACUAACACAACACAAUAGAAAUGCACGGCUUUAGCGGGGUGUAGCUGUGCACAAAUAUGUUUGGUUUGAAAAUAGUAGCAUGACUCAAGAGGCACACAAACAGAUUCCUUUGUAAUGUGAGAAUGAAAGAGAAGAAAUAUUUUGGACUGUGCUCAAGCUUUAUAGUUUAAUCCAGGCUUCAGGUCGAUGGGAGAGUGUUAGGACUGGAAGAGGGAUGUGAUCUCCCUAGCGUGACUCCCUGCUCUGCUAACAAAUAUUCUUCAGUCUACAUCUGUUCUGCUUAUGUGGUUCCAGUUAUCCUACACCACACUGCCUGAAAAUAAACAGAGCUGCGAUGGUAGAAUACCCAAGUGUUCAAACAAGGGAAAUGUUAUAGAAGGUAGAUCUUUGUUUGUUUGUUAAUGUUAUGGUGUACUUUACAUACACCCCUGGAUAUGUAUUUGACAUUUCACUAAAUAAAACAAGCUCUAAAAUCAA